UGCAAUCGGCGCAUCCACGACUAAAUAAGCUGUCUCGGUGUCUGUUAGUUGUUGCGGCAAGGUUGUCGUUACUAAUGGACAUUUAACUUCGAAUAUCGAUCAAAAUUGAUGAUCCCUUGUGAAUCUACAGGGGAGCAUCGAAACUUGGUCGUUUUUCAUUCGUUAUGUCGUGGUGUUGUCUAAAUGUUGUGAACUGUUGAAUUUCGAAAAGAACUAAUACCGUCAAACUGCAUCAUGAGCGGAAUAUGGAGAGAACAUUUAUUGGAAGCUACCAGUCCGGCUAUUAUGGAAAGUCUGGAGAGUAUGUGCAUUUGUAACAUGGCGAUACAUCAUUCCAACUGUGAACCGGAUUCUGUAAAUGGAAUUCCUGAAAAUGGUCUACGAGCAAAAUGUUGCUGCAGCCGAUCUAAGAGUUUUUUAUUGAUAGAUGGACGAGAAAAUCUUAAAGUUUCCAGCGCCGAACAAUUUGUAGAGAAAUUGAAUUGUAAAGAAAAAGAUGUCAAAGUUAAGGUGGUAUCCGUUUUUGGGAAUACAGGCGAUGGCAAGAGUCAUACGUUGAAUCAGACAUUCUUCAAAGGAGAGGAAGUAUUCAAAACUUCGAACGAGCAAAACUCUUGUACGUUAGGCGUGUGGGCAGCGUUCGAUCCGGUUUUUAAUGUGAUUUGUUUGGAUACAGAAGGUUUAUUAGGUGUUACUACUCACGAAAAAGAACAAACAAGGUUGUUGCUCAAAGUCCUCGCCGUAUCUGAUCUCGUAGUAUAUAGGACGCAAUCUGAAAGACUGAACAGGGAUUUGUUCACGUUUCUGGGUACAGCUUCGCGUGCGUAUAGUCACCAUUUUCAAGACGCGUUGCAAGCAGUGGGACAGAAGGAAGGCUUUCCGAAUUCCUCAAACGCAUUGGGACCAAGCAUUAUAAUAUUACACGAAACUAAAUACACCAAGCCUUUGAACAAUAAUGGUAUGGAAAAUGCCGAAGACAUUCUUCGUACCCAAUUCACUUGGAUGAAACUCAAAACGGAAGCGUUUAGUUCGAUAAAAUAUAUCGGCCUGCAGACAGCAAAUUUCGCUACUGAUUACGAACCCUUGCAGACUGCCAUUAAAAAAGAAAUAAAUAAUACAUCCGUACGAUCUGCCAGGCAGCCGCAUUUAAUUUAUAAUAUAUUGAAAAUUCUAAACGACAAGUUCUCUGGGAAGAUUGAACAUUUUUCCAACGCUUUAUUCCCCGAUCAGUAUUUUACGUGUCCCGUUAAAUGUCUUAGUUGUGGAUGUAGAUGCAGCAAUAGCAUGGGACACCUUCGCGAGGGAAAACCUCACAGCUGCAAUACAAGGUGCCGUUAUCAACAUCAGUAUGAAAAUCUAGUAUAUAUAUGUAAAACGUGUUACAGUAAUGGAAACGAAGUACAAGUUAUAAAAAAAAUUCAACCAGAGAAUGAUAGUAGUUGGUAUGGAUUAGUUAAGUAUGCAUGGUCCAGAGAUGUGAUAGAAUGUCCACAUUGUGGAGAGAUAUAUAGAAGUCGUCAGUAUUGGUACGGUAAUAAAAAUCCAGAAGACUUUGCCGUUCGCACAGAAAUUACACACGUAUGGAACAUGGCGAAUAAUUCGGCGGUAACGUCACAAAAUACAGCGCAAAAGGUAAUCGAUAGUGUGUCGUAUAUCACCGAAGCUGUAACUAAUGUUUCCUUGCAACCGACGAAGGUGCUCUCGGCAUGGGUCGCUGAUCAGGUAGCACCAUCUUAUUGGCGACCCAACAAUGAAAUAAAGCACUGCCACAAAUGUAAAAUUCUGUUCGGAACAACGGAUACGAAACAUCAUUGUCGCGCAUGCGGCGAAGGCUUUUGCUCGCAAUGUUCGUCUAAGAAGAAGUCCGUUCCAUCGAGGAACUGGCACACACCUGUACGAGUCUGUGAUGCGUGUUACAGCAAAGAUUCGAAUUCCAACGACGAAGCUACCGAGUAUACCGAGGACGUAAACGCCAGAAAAGUAUCAGAACAAGUAGUGUCUACUUUGAGCGCGGUUGGCACAGUUCUGAAUUACUCGAAAUCAUUAAUCAAGGAUACGGUUCGACCUUCCUACUGGGUCCCCGAUUCGGAGGCGGUUAGCUGUUGCAUAUGCGACAAACAAUUUUCCAUUGUACUUCCCCUACAUCACUGCAGAGAUUGUGGUCGCGGCGUAUGUCAAAAUUGUUCGAAACAUCGUCAGGCUGUUCCGCACAGGGGAUGGGAAUACCCUGUUCGAAUUUGCGACUCGUGCAGAAAAAUCAAUUGAGGGAAGGAGGACGAUAUACGACGAUAAAUUUGGCGUUGCAAAAUCGAUCGAAGUAAUAAUUUUAUUUUUCUCUUUCAAAUGUUGUUUAAGUUAACAACUCGUUCAUGUUACUAUCCGACGAAAUCUCUGUACAUGUUCGGUACGAUUUUUAUUACAUCCGCAACGUGUUUCGCGAUCGAACGAACCAAAAAUUAAUAGUUUAAUACAUUACUGUAAAAAAUUGUCCUAUGGAUUGUGCCAUACCAAUGUAAUUUACCUUUUCUGCGAAAACUGCAUUAAGAAGAAAAAAAGAAUGAAGCACUCGUCGUUAAGAUUACAAUACCAUACAGUAUAAAGUACACGGUACGGUACAGUAUAUGCGUAUAGUAACGGUAUAUUAUGGAAUCGUGAAAAAUUGUGCGAUAUGUUUUUCUUGACGAAGUGGGAUGAAACUGUCGCAUGUAACGCAGUUUAUUGGGCUGUGAUAGUCUUUAGAUUCCACGAAGAAAGCAUUUGCUGAUUCCUCUAUUAUAAUUUCCAGUACGUAUUACGAUUUUAUGUAAGUUAAAGAAAACAAUUAUUAUACUUUCCAGUAAAUGCUGUAAGUUAUUUUGGUUUAAAAU
This is a messenger RNA of Hylaeus volcanicus, 2867 nucleotides long. Its product is annotated as zinc finger FYVE domain-containing protein 1-like. Lineage: Eukaryota; Metazoa; Arthropoda; Insecta; Hymenoptera; Colletidae. The transcript is spliced from 7 exons. The record is from RefSeq and is a predicted model, not a curated record. The coding region runs from base 235 to 2265 and encodes 676 amino acids. Gene Ontology annotation, molecular function: metal ion binding.